This is a messenger RNA of Trematomus bernacchii (emerald rockcod), 1957 nucleotides long. RefSeq lists its product as uncharacterized. Gene Ontology annotation, molecular function: allantoinase activity; cobalt ion binding; zinc ion binding. Gene Ontology annotation, cellular component: cytoplasm. The transcript has 12 exons. Gene Ontology annotation, biological process: purine nucleobase catabolic process; allantoin catabolic process. Lineage: Eukaryota; Metazoa; Chordata; Actinopteri; Perciformes; Nototheniidae. The coding region runs from base 338 to 1708 and encodes 456 amino acids. The record is from RefSeq and is a predicted model, not a curated record.
CUAUCUGGCGGUGGCGGGGGAAAAGGUUCGCGCGAACUAGGGACUAGUUCCAAAUCCUUUUUGGUGUGAAACCAAAUCUCCCCCGUUUAUCGGCCUAGUUCGGAGGGAAAAGUACUCCGGUGUGAAAGCGCCAAAGACCUUACAUGUGAAGUUUGAACUGAACUGCUGGCUGGAUCUGAAUUUCAACAUGUCACACAGACAUGAAGAGUCAACAAAUGACUGUCCAAUGAACUGUUAGCAGGGGGUGGUGCCUCAGCAGGUGGCCGCUGACCUGCAACAGUUGGUACCUGAAGUCAGGAGAGUCUAUUGUACUCAUUAACUCUCAAUAAAGACAGACAUGGAGCUCGGCUCAACGGUUAGUGCUGUGAGGAGUCAGAGGGUGCUGCUGGGGGACGAAAUACGUCCUGCUGUCAUCCUGAUAAAGGAUGGGAAGAUUCAUCAGAUACUCUCAGACAUUUCUGUGGACGUUCCCUGUGAGGUGUUGGAUGUGGCUGACAGUGUGGUGAUGCCCGGCAUCGUAGAUUCCCACGUCCAUGUGAAUGAACCGGGCCGCACCUCCUGGGAGGGGUUCUGGACCGCCACCAGGGCUGCUGCAGCUGGAGGGGUGACAACCAUUGUGGACAUGCCACUAAACAGCAUCCCUCCGACUACCACACUUGGCAAUUUUCGCGAUAAGAUGAAGGAGGCGACAGGGAAGUGUUUUGUGGACACAGCCUUCUGGGGAGGUGUGAUUCCUGGCAAUCAGCUAGAACUUCGGCCCCUGAUGGAGGCAGGAGUGGCUGGCUUCAAGUGUUUCCUCAUCCACAGUGGGGUGGAGGAGUUCCCCCAUGUGACGGACUGUGAUCUGCACGCAGCCAUGCAGCAGCUGCAGGGCACAGGAAGUGUCUUGCUGUUCCAUGCAGAGAGGGAUGUCCAGCAGACAGCAGAAGAGGAUGGCGACCCUUCCCAGUACUCCACCUUCCUGAAGUCCAGACCAGAUGUAAUGGAGACGGAAGCCAUUCGCACCGUCACAGAACUCUGCCUCGAGUUCCAGGUGCGCUGCCACAUCGUGCACCUGUCCUCUGCAGAGCCUCUGAAGCUGAUCCAGGCUGCGCGGCAGGCCGGAGCGCCCCUGACCGUGGAGACCACCCACCACUACCUCAGCCUGUGUGCUGAGAACAUACCUGCAGGCGCCACACAGUUCAAGUGCUGCCCCCCCAUCCGAGGAUCUGCUAACCAGGAGCAGUUAUGGUCUGCACUGAAAGCUGGGCAGAUUGACAUGGUGGUGUCGGAUCAUUCCCCCUGCACCCCCGAUCUGAAGAAACUGGAGAGAGGAGACUUUACUGAGGCAUGGGGAGGAAUUUCCUCUCUACAAUUUGGUCUGCCUCUGUUCUGGAGCUCGGCCAGUAAGAGAGGCUUCCAGCUGAGUGACGUGGUGAGGCUCCUCAGCCGGAACACAGCCCAGCUUAGUCGCCUUGACAACCAGAAGGGCUGCCUCGCCCCCGGUUACGAUGCUGACCUGGUCAUAUGGGACCCUGAGAGAGAAUUUGAAAUUACAGAAGGAGGCAUACAUCAUAAAAACAAGCUCACUCCUUACCUUGGCCUCAGUCUGCAGGGUGUGGUGUGUGCCACGCUGGUCCGGGGUCAGCUGGUGUACAGAGAAGGCUGCUUCUGCCCCGAGCCUUUGGGCAAGCUGCUCCUCAUCCCCCCGGAAAGAUCGCAGAAAUAGCAACAAGCUAUAAUGAAAUCAUACGUAAUUAAAGUACUGAUAAUAAAAACGAAUUCAUACUUAUUAGUGCCUUCUUUUUCAGGAAUUUGAGACCACGUUAGCACACUUUAUCACAACAAAAUCAAACAAGCUUUCCAGAUUGUGUGAUUUGCAUCUGCAUGUGUUCACAAUGUGUUUGCAUCUGUAAAACCUUAAUAUGAUAUGAUUCGUGCCAUGCUCUUUUUAUUUGAAUAAAAGCCUUCAAAUGGA